CGCUGCCGCCGCUGCGCGCCCUGCUCGGGGCCGCCCGCCCGCCGCGGCCGCCGGCGCCCCGCGGGGAGGGGAUGCGCGGGCCCCCGGCCGGGCGGAGCGGGCACAGCGCGCCCCGCGUGCUGCCAUCCUUUGGGUUCCUGUUUGACAUCGAUGGGGUGCUGGUGCGAGGCAGGACCCCCAUCCCUGCUGCCAGAGCAGCCUUUGGCAAGCUGGUGAACCCUCAGGGACAGUUCCUGGUGCCCGUGGUCUUUGUCACCAACGCUGGGAACUGCCUGCGCCAGAAGAAGGCUGAGCAGCUGUCCCACCUGCUGGGGGUUCCAAUUUCCCAAGAUCAAGUGAUGAUGUCCCACAGUCCUCUGCGGAUGUUCAAGCGUUAUCAUAAAAAAUGUGUCCUGGUAUCUGGACAAGGACCCCUUCUUGAUAUUGCUCGAGACCUUGGCUUCUGCCAGCCCAUCACCAUUGACACCCUGCGGGAGAAACGCCCUCUGCUCGAUGCAGUUGACCAUGACAGAAGACCCAAUGUCCUGUCCCCGUCUGCUGUGGAGCUUCCCAAGAUUGAGGCUGUGGUGCUGUUUGGGGAGCCGGUGAGAUGGGAGACCAGCCUGCAGCUGAUCAUUGAUGUUCUGCUGACCAGUGGCUAUCCUGGCAAUCCCUACGGGCAGGAGAGCUACCCUCACAUCCCUGUGCUGGCCUGCAACAUGGACCUGAUGUGGGUGGCUGAGGCACAGUCCCCAAGGUUUGGGCACGGAACAUUCAUGGUCUGUUUGGAAAACAUUUACAAGAAGAUCACUGGCAGAGACCUGAAGUACGAGGCGCUGAUGGGCAAACCCAGCAGGCUGACAUACCAGUAUGCAGAGCACCUGAUCCGGGCCCAGGCCCUGCAGAGGAGCUGGGAGCAGCCCAUCCAGACCCUCUAUGCUGUGGGGGACAACGUGAUGACGGAUGUGUACGGAGCCAACCUGUACAACCGCUACCUGCAGCAGAGCUGCCCCAGAGCCCGGCUGCAGGCCAAGGCUGCUGCAGGAACAGCCCCUGCCCAGCUCCCCCAGCACCUCCAGCCUGGCCUCGGCUGGGACACGGAGCUGGCACCUGCGGGCACAGCCCCUGGCCUCGGCUGGGACGCGGAGCUGGCCCCCGCAGCCGCUGCCCGCUGCAGCUCCGUGCUGGUGUGCACAGGGGUGUACGACCCCCAGAGCGAGGGGGCCGUGCCCAGCAGGGACAGCGUGGCUGAGAACGUGUUCCACGGGCACAGGGAUUUCAGCUUCGACCCCGCCCUGGUGGAGCCAGACCACAUUGUGCCCGAUGUGGAUGCUGCUGUGGACCUGGUCUUCCAGCUGGAGAACUUUGCACCUCGUUGAGAUUUAGCUUUUAGGUGUUGAUGAUCUUGAGGAUACCAGAUUGUGGUGCUGGGGUCACUCUGUCCAUUCCACGUGGGCUGAACAGAGCACAACAAGUAUUAAUGCCUGGAAUUCUGCAAGUACUGAAUGCUCCCUUCAAUCAGAGUGGAGUUCAACCUGUUCCACUUUGGACUUGCUCUCAUCUGACCUGCUGCUGCCUUUCCUUUCCUGCUGCCUGUUCUCCCAUGUCCCUGGAGUUUUAUUGCUCCUCUGCUGUGUGAAGCCUUAAUUGUGUUGGAACUCCAUAGUCCGGGAAGGGAAGCAGCAGACCUGGGUGCCCUCUGUGGCCUUUUUGCUCUUUGCCUUUCUAUGUGCAUUCCCUUCCCUUCCCUUCCCUUCCCCUUCCCCCUUCCCCCUUCCCCCUUCCCUUCC
Zonotrichia leucophrys gambelii is the source of this 1769-nucleotide messenger RNA. RefSeq names its product haloacid dehalogenase-like hydrolase domain-containing 5. Lineage: Eukaryota; Metazoa; Chordata; Aves; Passeriformes; Passerellidae. The record is from RefSeq and is a predicted model, not a curated record. Gene Ontology annotation, cellular component: mitochondrion. The coding region runs from base 72 to 1358 and encodes 428 amino acids. The transcript has 9 exons. Gene Ontology annotation, biological process: glycerophospholipid biosynthetic process.